AUGAAGGCGAACGAUGACUUCAAUUCGUUCUACGCGGAAUUCUCCCGUCUUGCUCUGGAGUCGAAGCGCGACGAGGAGCUGCAGAAGGAUGAUCUACGUUGGUGGCUGGAGUACAAGGACGAGGUGACCAUGGAAGAAUUUGUUGACUCCUGUCGACGCGGGGCGAUCACCGUGACCCGCAUGCAACCCCCGAACCGCUUCAAAAAGUCGGAAUCAAGCACUCACCAGGCAGGUAGCAAGGGCUCCACCUCGAACACGCGAACAAGCACCACGCCCGCGGUCAAUCGUCGUGGUAAGACGAACACCACCUUCGCCGAGCGACAGGCCCUGCUAAAGGAAGGGAAAUGUUUCAACUGUAGGAAGGAGGGCCACCUCAGCCGCGACUGUCCGGAGGGAGAAUCGGAGGAUAAGAACAAGACGAAGGCAGCGGCUACCUCCGCUAAGAAACGAAGCCAGUCAACCCAACAACGCAUCCAGGAUGCUGAGUCCGAUUCCGCAUCUGAUUCGGGAAAAGACUAA
This is a messenger RNA of Penicillium bovifimosum, 519 nucleotides long. Its product is annotated as zinc finger CCHC domain-containing protein. Bases 1 to 519 code for a protein of 172 amino acids. NCBI's taxonomy places the organism in Eukaryota, Fungi, Ascomycota, Eurotiomycetes, Eurotiales, Aspergillaceae. The transcript is spliced from 2 exons. The record is from RefSeq and is a predicted model, not a curated record. Gene Ontology annotation, molecular function: nucleic acid binding; zinc ion binding.